This is a messenger RNA of Wallemia ichthyophaga EXF-994, 636 nucleotides long. RefSeq names its product putative cytokinin riboside 5'-monophosphate phosphoribohydrolase LOGL2. Gene Ontology annotation, biological process: cytokinin biosynthetic process. Gene Ontology annotation, molecular function: hydrolase activity, hydrolyzing N-glycosyl compounds. The record is from RefSeq and is a predicted model, not a curated record. Gene Ontology annotation, cellular component: cytosol. The transcript has a single exon. The coding region runs from base 1 to 636 and encodes 211 amino acids. NCBI's taxonomy places the organism in Eukaryota, Fungi, Basidiomycota, Wallemiomycetes, Wallemiales, Wallemiaceae.
AUGACUGCUAUUUGCAUUUAUUCCGGCAGCUCAGACGGUUCUACUCCGAUAUACAAAGACGUUGCCCGGCAAAUUGGUUCUACGCUUGCCGCACACAACAUUCCACUCGUUUACGGCGGCGGUGACGGUGGUCUGAUGGGUCAAGUAGCCCGUAGUGCGCUGAGCAGCGGUGGACACGUCACGGGCAUCAUACCGCGCGCGAUGGUGGCUGUGGGCGAGAAGGGUGAGCGCGGCAGCACCAGCCAUACCACUCUCCCCUCCCACCCAAACCUCGACUCUAUCGUCGUCGAUAGCAUGCACGAGCGCAAACUGGCCAUGGCUCACCGUUCCUCCUCUUUCAUCGCCCUUCCUGGUGGUUUCGGCACUUUCGAAGAACUCCUCGAGGUGACCACGUGGUCUCAAUUGAAUAUCCACGCCAAGGCGGUCAUCGCCGUCAAUGUAGAUGGCUUCUUCAACCCCCUCAAGCACCUCAUCGCUUCCGCUGUUGACGCCGGUUUCAUAAGCAGCAAGAACGCUCAUCUCAUCCACUUUCUGGAUCAUCCCCUCGAUGGUGACUGGGGCUUGGCUGCUAUAGACGCUUGCAAAAACUACUCACCCACUGGCGAAGAGUAUGCCUUUGAUUGGUCGCGGGUGUGA